AACCUCGGGGAGCCCCCUCACAUUAGCCGCCCCGAGCUUAACGCAUUCCAGUGGCCACAUCAAUAUUCAUGGCGGGAUAUCUCGCUAGGUCUCCUCCUCGUACCUUUUCUUUACCAAGGCUUGUUUCAUGGGCCCCGCUUCACGGCGAAGCACUACUUUGGGAGAAGUGAGCGCGGGAAAGAGGCAGGGUCGGCGUCCUCCUCUGAGGCGCUGAGGGCGCGCUUCUCGCCGGCGAGGGCGGUGCCGAAAGCGGACGCCGCUGCGAAGACCGGCGCGCCUCUGCCUGGCGGGGCUCCGGGGAGAGCCUGGAAGCCGCGUCCCGCCUUGUCGCCUCGCGCGUACUUCCCUCACAGUAAUGCGAUAUGGCAACCUGCUUGCACCUUUACAAGAAGAGUACACUUCCUCCACUUCUGGAUAGGUACCUCCCAGUUAAUUCUAGGAAUCAGAAUGGUCCGAACCUGCAAAUGAUAGAAACAGACAGUAAAAGGAGGCCAAGAAACAACAAACAUGUUUUAAGUGAUGAAGAUAAAGAUGAGCUCAUCCAGCGGUCUCUGCAAGAAAAGCGUUAUCUUGAAACCUAUGAGAACAUGUAUAAGCUGAAAAAUUUAUUGAGUAAACGCUACAGGACGUUGUUGAAUGAGAAAGUUAGAAAGCAACGAAUUCAGAUCAAGAUGUCUGAUCUCAGAGGCCAACAACUUCUUAAACACAAAACAAAAAAGUGUAUCUCCAGUCCCAGAGUGCCCCUCUGCAGUUUGUCUCAUGAUACAAAAUACCUGGAGUCCAUGCCACACUCAAAAAGUUACCUGAUUAUAGGAUUGCAGAAUGAAUUAACUAAACUUGGAAUCUUAAAGAACCAACAAGACAAUGAAAACUUUUGGAAACUCAUCCAGGCAGGCAUUCAUGGUUCAGAGUUCAAAGAAAAGCUUCCAGAUAUAAAGGCAAAAAUGUUAGCUACAAAGUCUUUGCCUCUGUCAACUUCAGCAAGAACCAGUCCAGUCCAGCCCGUUGAUGGCUUUAAAAACAGUAGCAGCCUGAAAAAAAGUACAGAUUCUUUGCUGCCGUCUGUUGACACCUCCGAGUCUCCAGCUUUUAAUGAGAGAAAACAGUUGCUGCUUUCUUGGCUUUCUGAAGUGCAGAAAAGACUUGGAGAGCCAUCUAGGACUCAGCAGGAGGAUACUCAGCAUCCUCCUAAAGGUGUAAUCAGGCUUCCUAAUCAGAAGAAAACAUGCAAACAAAAUCGGAAAUAUGAACAGCAACUUCACUCAUUGCACCAUAUAUAUUAUUUUUCUCUUCUUAACAUGGCAUUAUCCAGGAGGCUCCUAGAACAAAACGGACAGUUUACAGAUGUCAGAACACAGCAGAGUGUGCAUGAUCUGAUGAAUUAUUUGUAUCCAAAUUUCUAUCAACGAUCUGGAACAAAUCAGAGCAACAGCUUAAUAGAGGAAAACUUGGUUCCACCUUUAGUAAGUGGAAACCUGCAAGAAAUGCAUUGCAAGGACUCCACCAAAAUAUUAAGAAUUUCAAAAGAAAACAAAAAGAUGUUGAAGCAACAUAAAGAUAGAAGUGAUCUUGAAAUUUUCCCUGAUAGAGUUGAAACUCAGAACAUCUCUACCUUGCCCAGCCUGAAAUGGUUCCUGUGCCUUUAACUCUGGGAGAUGUUGCUCUCUAUGCUCAAGUUGUGUCAAUUAGGCCUCAUAUCUGAGAGGUAAAAAAUAUUUUUUUGUGAAGUACAACAUGCUUUUUCCAGCCAUUUAUAUAGAGGAUCAGUACUACAAGUGUUGGCAUUGUGAGCUGUUGCUCAAGCUUAUAUUACUGUUCAUGCCCAUAUGCUAUUUUCUUGGUUGUUAAAUUGAUCAUACAAUAAGGUGUAUAUUUAUCAAUAUACAGCUGAACUGUAUAUUGUUGCUUUUUAGGAAACCACACCAUUAAACACAUAUUGGACAAAUUAUGUCGACAGUGACUCCAUCAUCAACAGUGAAAAACAGUAACUACAAGUGGGAUCUUUUGAAAAUGAUCUGCUCUGUAGAUUAUUGUGAUUAGUGUUGAGAUUGGUGUGUGUGUAAGUGUUCCCCUACCAUCCCUUUCUUUACUUAAAAGUUGAGAACAUUUUUGAAAAGAUAACUAUAUAACUUUUAUUAAUGCAUAGGGUUCUUUUUUUCUUUGUUGAAAUAUUGGGCAUUGCAAUGUAUUUCCCCCCAAAAUGUGAUUUAUUGUUAUGCAUUUAUUCUCUCUCUCUCUCAUAACUCCAUAUGCAAGUCUUGUUUUAAUUCCUAAAAACCCCCACAACCCUUUGCAUCCUUUCCAUUGUGUUGCUUAAAUCUGUAGGGGCAUCAGUUGUGAUAAAUACUUUUUUUAAAUAAAUAAACAACAACACUUUUAAA
This is a messenger RNA of Podarcis muralis (Common wall lizard), 2381 nucleotides long. RefSeq lists its product as uncharacterized. NCBI's taxonomy places the organism in Eukaryota, Metazoa, Chordata, Lepidosauria, Squamata, Lacertidae. The record is from RefSeq and is a predicted model, not a curated record.